Nematostella vectensis (starlet sea anemone) is the source of this 1699-nucleotide messenger RNA. RefSeq lists its product as uncharacterized. The coding region runs from base 394 to 1089 and encodes 231 amino acids. The record is from RefSeq and is a predicted model, not a curated record. NCBI's taxonomy places the organism in Eukaryota, Metazoa, Cnidaria, Anthozoa, Actiniaria, Edwardsiidae. The transcript is spliced from 2 exons.
UGAUUGGAACUGAUUCCUAUUCUUUGCUCAUUUAUUACUAGUCUUUAAGGAAAAUCUUUCGAAUUCAUCUGAUCUUUUUCUUUUAAUAGUGUCUAUCAUUCGAUUCGAAUCAGCGUUCGCCGUCCGCUAAAGAGCCCUCGGUUUUAUUUUAUCUGGCCAGCGGAGAAAUCUUAUAUUCUUCACAUGAAGCACUUGUUUUAUUGAAUUCUAUUUUAUACAAACCACUGAUUUUUUUUUACGAUUAGGCUCGGUUGUUAUUGAGCUAGUGCAUUGCUUGGCAUAUCUUUAGACUUUCUGGUGCAGUGAUCAUAAAAAUUAAUCACAGAACUAUGUAAAUAUCAAUUGUUGUUGAUGAAUAAUUAAAUCAAGUCCUGGAUUGCUAAGAGACAGAAAAUGCUCGCUAAAUUCGGCAGCGACUCUGUCAUCUUCAAAUUCUGGCGCUGUAGAGUCGUCAGUGCCAUUCGCACGUGUAAGCGCUCCUUUUAUCAGUCCAAGGUGAAAAAGCUUAAGGACACCAAUAAACGAAAGUGGUGGAGGGAAGUUAAAAACCAGGACAAAAAACAAAAAACAGGACAGUCAAUAAGCCAAGGGGAAUGGUAUAGUCAGUUAAUAGGCGAGUCCUCCAUCGCCAGCAUAGAUAAUCUGUAUAAGAAGAUCAACGAGUUAUUCGUCCAGCUAACGUCUGAUUUUAGAACUCUGUUACCCAAAGACGUCACAGCUAUUGUUGUUCCUGAUGUCCCGGGUCAUUUCCUGGUAUCAUCGUAUGAGGCUUAUAAGUCUUUGCGAGGGAUUCUCACCAACAAGGCACCUGGACCGGAUGGGAUCCCAGCCCUUAUUCUGAAAAUGUUUGCAUUCGAACUGUCACCUAUAGUAGCUGAAUUAUACAACACAUCACUAAAGGAAGGUCACUUCCCGGGUCUGUUGAAGUCGGCCAACGUGCGCCCCCUGCCUAAACUGAGCCCUCCUAAGAGCAUCAAAACCGACAUACGGCCGAUCUCACUCACAUCUCGCCAAAGCAAUGGAAGGCUUCACUCUAUCCAGAUCACUUCCAGAAAUUGGCAAGGCGACAAUCUGUCUUUGAAGAAGUAAAUUUCAGAGAUGAGGAGGUGAAGGAAAAGGCUUGGCGAUGCUUGGAAAUCGAAUAUAUGAGUUCUGAAGAGAGUGACAUUGAUCAAAUGAUACACCAAUUCUUUUGGUUAAGGAGCUGGGCUGGGCGAGCCCCAAGCUCAAGUGAUUGAAGCGAAGGCUCGACGAGAAAUAUGUGCAUCCCUGCCCAAAUAUGCACAAAUGUGUAGGCAGCCCAGUGUGGAUUCUAAACCUUUGUCUAUCAGGUCAGCUCCAGAGAACCCGGUGGAGUGGGCAAUAUCACCAACGCAUUGACUCUAGCUUGUUUUGAUUAUUUUCCGUUUGAGAACUAUGGACACAUUUGACAGAGGAAAAGUAGCUUUUUUAAUAUUUUAUAUCUAUAUAUUGCCAAAGACCACUAUAUGUUACUAUUUUUGUAAGUCCGAGUACAAAGAUUAUGAUAAAGACAACAAAAUAACAGCACACUGAAGACUUUUUCUGUUUGUCAAAUUGCGUAAAUGUGAAUUGGGGAAAUGACCUAUUUACGUAAGGUAAUAUGAGGGUUGGGCGUACGUAAAUAUGCGUAAAGGAGGUAUUUAUGUUGCUUUAUACUAGCAUAAAGAUGUGGAGAAUU